Pristis pectinata (smalltooth sawfish) is the source of this 1726-nucleotide messenger RNA. RefSeq names its product chromosome 26 C1orf159 homolog (gene c26h1orf159). Bases 218 to 919 code for a protein of 233 amino acids. The transcript has 9 exons. The record is from RefSeq and is a predicted model, not a curated record. NCBI's taxonomy places the organism in Eukaryota, Metazoa, Chordata, Chondrichthyes, Rhinopristiformes, Pristidae.
GUAACUCAAGUUUGUCAAAAAUAGAUAAACAGAAACGAGGAUGACAAUCCUUCCCUCCCCCCUUUGGAAAUCCUAUCUUAAACUUCUUGCACCGAGAAUCUGCAGCGGCACUGCAACCAGCGUCUGUCAGCGUGUUGUUGCAUGAGGUGGGUGUGGAAAGGGCUGUGCUUGCAUUCCGGCAAGAGCUCCCGUCUCCCAGCAACAGAGUGACUAUUGGAUGGAAGGGGUUUGGAACUGCCGGUGCAGGCUGGAGCUCCGAAUGCCUGAACUCAAUGCUUUCAGCAACGAGGCCGGUGACCGUAAACUUCAGCGGGACCUCCUGCCCAUGAGCGCGCCGUUCGCUUUGAUCUUGGCCGGAUCCGCCCUGGGUGUCCUCGCCGAGACCCCGCAGCCUUUGGUCUCUCCGCUUGUUUCCAGUGGAUGCUGCGUGGAUCCCCUGGACGAACUUGGCUUCUGUCCACAGAGCAGCUUUUGUGAUUCAGACUGUUACAGACAUUGGUUUAAGAAUGGAAGCUCCACCUGCAUUAGGUGUGUUAAUGGGACCUCAACGCAUUCAUCAACCAAUCAGACUGAGUGCAUUAACUUGCGUUUUAGCAGUGAAGGCAAAGCAUCGAAUGGCACCACAGUGGGUCCAACCAUCCUUAAAAUUGGAGGACCAGAAAUCGCUGCCUCGGUGUGUCUUGGAACACUAGUUAUCGGUUUGCUCUUCAUUCUCUCUGUGGCUGCUUUUUUCUACCUCAAGCGGUCGAACAAACUCCCUUAUUUGUUUUACCAACAAGGCAAAGAUUCGAUACUACAGCCCAGUGAAAUGGCGGGAAUGAUGAGGAGUUCCGUUAGGUCAGUCCGAAAGCAGAGAUACUCUAGAAGGGAGCGGCUGUCUGCUUCUGUGGCCUCUUCUGCAGCUGUGAGCGAUGUUUGAUUCCCCUCUACUGUGUGCGCUCAAGAUACAGUACAGUGCGUGGUAUUUAAAGAUUCGCUUCAGCGAAGGACUGUUGCCCUGCCCCAUUGCCAUUCAUGGGGACCACUGCCAGAUUACCUGACUUAUUGAUACCAUUGAGAGCUACAACAAAUCUCAAGUGGAUACUUGGUCCAACGUUAGUGAAAUAGCAGAAAUAUGAGGAAGUACUGAGCAUGAAUCAUUUGCUUUUUUUUAACUGGGCCGUCCUUUAGCACUUAUGAUUUUACUGGAGAUAGGGAAGGUGGUGUUGAUGUGACCAAGAAAGCACUGGCAUCUUCCCCAGAUAGUUCUACACCUGCUGUUUGCUGUCAAGAGGAGUUGGCCUGUUUUCUCCUCCUUACAGAAUUUUUUUAUUUCAAUUUAAAAACACUGCCAAGUUUGAAAGGAAAUUUGGAUUUCCCCAGGUCUCUCCUGGGGAAAAGCUGCUGUUUCUCCAGCAUGAGUGCAGGUCGUUCCCUCUUCAGCCUUGGCCUGAGGUCGCCACAGUCACUGGAUUCCUCGCAGGAGUCGCCUUUGGAUGUAACCGAGUGCAGCUUCCCGUGAGGCUUGGCAGCUCGGCACUGUUGUUCAAGCCGGCAUCUUUCAGCUCCCUUGUGUCCCAGCCCAGGUGGAGGGAAGGGAACUGAAGCAUGGUUUUGGGGGCUGAGCUUUCUUCAGUUUCCAGACUAGUCUUUUGUAUUGGGCAGAGAGGAUAUUGGGAUAACACUUUUACCUAAGCUUUAGGUAAUUCUAUGUAUAUAUUAAAAGAAUAAAAUGAAUACUUCCAGA